CACACCCUGAGGGAGUAGCAGAGCUGGGUGUUGGCAGAGUGGGCCGUGGAUCCGAACCAUCAGCAGCAGAUAUAAUGGCUACAGCCAGCACCUCGGGCCAGAGCAGCUUUGGGCUUGGCAAGAAGAAGAAGAGUCCCGGUCUGAUGGAUCAGCUUAGCAAAUUCUUUGGAGGAGAGAAGAAGAAGAGGAGCAAGGGCUCGUUCAGGGGUCACUCGGCUACCUCACCCCAGCAACCCUCCGCUCGCCGUCGCACCAAUGAAAACGCAGUGGUGCAUUUCUUCAGGAGCCUUGUUUCCUCCCCUCCUCCCAAAUCCACGUGGAGAGAAGUCUUUGGUUUGAGCGACUCGCUGCUUCUGGAUGACUUUGAAAUGGCUCAGCUAUUUAUGACCCGGCCUCUGCGUCGCGCACUGAGAGCACGAAGUCGCCUGUCAGGAGACGCAGAGAACAGAGCACGCUGUCCCGGAUCUUCAACCUGUGAUGUUCUCCUGGGAGAUCAGGAGAAACCAAGUCCCGUCCACCCCCCAAACGCUGGAGCACCAUCUUCUAAGCUCUUCGUCGACCACCAAAGCUUAGAGGCGACGGGACCAGAAGAUCGCCGAGAACAAGGAGAGACGGAUCCCCAGGAGUCGGACUCACAACCUCAAGAAAUGCUAACCGACUAACACCAGCCUCCGUGUCUGUAGAAAGAGACACGGCUUCCUGUAAGAUCAGGAAAAAUGUAGAGUUUAAUGUUUAUCAUGGCGUCUGUUUCUGUAGAGAUGCUCGGCGUCUGCACUUCUGUCUGGGUUUCCAUGUCUGAGUGAUGUGACUUUUUUUAUUUUUAAUCCAAACUUUUUUUUUUUUUUCCCAGAGCUCUGCUUCUGUUUGUUGCAUGUUUAAGUCUAAAAGUGGAGACCUUUAAAGCAGCUUUUUGUUUCAUUGGGAAAAACUAUACGUUGCCCUUUUCACUGCACUGUCAUUUAAAUGUCCGUCAAACUAAGAGCUUUUCUCAUCUAUGCUGCAUCCUGAUUAAUUCAUGUGGCUUGGUUUGUUUUUAUGGAUGAGAAGAAGGCGACUGAUGGUUAAACUGUAGGUGAAUCAAAGGUGGAAACGGGGAGGGGGGAGGGAGGAGAACAGAACAGCAUGUUGGGUCCAAGAUUUCUGCUGAGUCAUGUUUCAUUGGUUUUGCUCUGCUAGGAUGUUUUAACCAGAAAAAAGA
This is a messenger RNA of Cyprinodon variegatus (sheepshead minnow), 1198 nucleotides long. It is a transcript of the gene mbpa, whose product is annotated as myelin basic protein-like. NCBI's taxonomy places the organism in Eukaryota, Metazoa, Chordata, Actinopteri, Cyprinodontiformes, Cyprinodontidae. The record is from RefSeq and is a predicted model, not a curated record. The transcript has 8 exons. Gene Ontology annotation, molecular function: structural constituent of myelin sheath. Bases 75 to 662 code for a protein of 195 amino acids.